This is a messenger RNA of Planococcus citri (citrus mealybug), 905 nucleotides long. RefSeq lists its product as uncharacterized. The transcript has 7 exons. NCBI's taxonomy places the organism in Eukaryota, Metazoa, Arthropoda, Insecta, Hemiptera, Pseudococcidae. The coding region runs from base 115 to 774 and encodes 219 amino acids. The record is from RefSeq and is a predicted model, not a curated record.
CAGCAGUGAGCAUUCCACACGAUCAUUCAUUUACAAAAUUCAGAAGUGUUAACACGUGGAUAUCAAGAUCAACUGAAUUUGUAGUCCUCGUUUCUCAUUUCAUUCGAAAUCAAAAUGGCGAAUUUACGCGCAGGGUUCGUUUUUUUCGGUGUUUGCUUGUUCACUCAUUUGGAUAUAUCGCUGCAAACUUGCACUCCAGUAGAAUAUUAUAAGGAAACCGACAAUGCGGAUUUUGCCAUCAGAAUGAAAUCCGAUGGACAAAAAGUACUCGUCACCAUCUCGUACGAUACAGACACCAAUUCAGCUGAUAAUUUUUUCAAGAGCCAAUUAACAGAAUGUUUGAUUGACGGAUUUAAACAAUGCGGCACGGUUGAGUUUAGUUACAACCUGUGCACAGUGGCGAAGUUUAAAGACGGAAAUCUAUGUUGCACUUCCGAGACCCAAUGCACAAACGAUAAAUAUCAAAGCUGCAUUGCCAAAUCUUUAAAUUGUCCGACUAGCAUGGGAAAAUUCCUAAUAUGUGUUUACGCGGGUUCGUGUAUGCAACAGUGCGCUACUAAAUAUCAGCUGGAUUGGACGAAUGACAUAGAAAAGUGUGUUAAAGAUGGUACAGGAGCGACGCUCUGUAACGAUUCCCAUGGCAUUUUCCAAAAUGCUAAAAAACCACCGUCAAAUCCUGCGCAAGCGCCAUGCGCCAUCACAAACUUCAAAGAGACUGUAUGCUGGGUACUAGGACAAUCCGGAUUGAAGUGUGAUGCUGUGUGUUCUACGUAAUUCGUUAUGGAAUAUGAGAUUAUUGAUGGCUAUUGGUUAUUAUUAUUAUUGAAUUAUGUAUUAUAAGUACCUACCCAUUAACGUAAUUUAGCUUUAUUCAAUAAAAAAUAUUAUUUCUGGCAGCAUAUAAA